Molecule: messenger RNA, 1950 nt
Organism: Triticum turgidum subsp. durum (durum wheat)
Lineage: Eukaryota; Viridiplantae; Streptophyta; Magnoliopsida; Poales; Poaceae
Source: the annotation of a GenBank genome assembly
AUGGCUGGAUCGAUGGGGUUCCGGAUCCAUGUCGGGCGACCACGCCUCCGGAUACUGUGGCCUCGUUCGGGCUCCUCGGUUCCUCGGGGGUCCCCGUCCGGUCGAGCUCUUCCUGCCCAGAAUCCUGUCUGCGGAAGGACGGGGUCGGCGCGCGACGCUGUGGAGAUCAGCUCCGACGAGGAGGACUCUCGCCCCACUCCCGUGGCAAGGAAGUUGCCUUGCGAUGAUGCUGAGUCGAAGAAGGGCGAGUCGGACGGCGCCGGUGUUGCCACGGAUGACGACGACUGCGUGGUUCUAGACGGCGACCCUGAUGGGGCGGUUGCCGCUGUGGAACAGAAGGGGGCUGCGGGGAACGAUGCCAGCUCCGAUGAACUGCAGAUAGUUGCAGAGAAAGGGCAGAUAGCAUGCAGAGAUUUCCCUCACUCGCGCCAUUUAUGUUCUAACUUGCCCUUCGGCACUACUUCUCAUGAGAAACAUUGUACCAUGUGCUACUGUUUUGUAUGUGAUGUCCAUGCUCCGUGCGAUUAUUGGGGUAAAGGUCUCUCCAUUGAUGAUCAUUGUCAUGCUACUGAUAAGGAAACUAAGUGGAAAACACUGAGGCUUGCGUUCAAGUGCAAAGGGCUUCCAGCAUCUCAUCCAGAAAAGGAAAAUACCGUAUACCCAGCAAUGGCGUCAGUCGGCCGCUUUUCUCUUGGCAAUCGGAGUCCUCUUCAAAAUGUUGUGAACCAAAACAGGCAAAUACAUGCUUCAGUUAGAACCGCGCCGAAUGUAGCCCCAACUGUCAGUGCACGAAGAGCAUUCCCUGUGACAAGAGCUGAAGGUAGCACAAGCAAUGCCCACACUUCUCAAGUUACUUAUCCUGUAGCGACAACUGUCAGUGCACCAAGAGCAAUCCCUGCGACGAGAGCUGAAGGUAGCACAAGCAAUGCUCACACUUCUCAAGCUUCUCACGCUGUAGCUCCAACCGUUGGUGCACCAAGAGCGUACCAUGCACCAAGAGCUGAAGGUAGUACAAGCAAUGCUCACAAUUCUCAAGUUACUUAUCCUGUAGCUCCAACUGUUAGUGUACCAAGGCCACACCUUGCGGCAAGAUCUGGAAGAGGUUCAAACAACGCUCACACUUCUCAAGUUACUUAUCCUGUAGCUGUAGCUGUAGCUCCAACUGUCAGUGCACCAAGACCACAGCCUGUGGCAAGAACUGGAAGAGGUUUAAACAACGCUCAAAAUGCACAAAUUACUCACCCUGUACAGCCAACUGUCAGUGCACCAAGAGCUUACCCUGCGGCAAUAGCUGAAAGAGGCAAUGCUCAAACCGCUCAACUUACUUACCCGGCCACUGCCAGCCACCACCUGCCGGAGCCAGAGCCGGACCAGUAUGAAGAGUACUGGGAGGACACACCAGAGGAAUAUGCGUCAGAGGGGUCCACGGUGUAUGUCGGAAACCUACCCUACCACAUUGACGAAGAGUCCCUCGCACUGAACUUCGAGCAUGCCGGAGUCGUCGUGUUCUCUGAGGUCAUUUACGAUGACAAAACAGGCCAGAGCCGUGGAUUUGGGUAUGUCACCAUGAGUACUGUUCAGGAGGCUGAGAAGGCUGUUAGAAUGUACCAUGGAUACGCGAUAUAUGGCAGUGUCAGACCUCUGACGGUAUAUAUCACAGCUCCCCGUCAAUCCGGGUCUCCUUUCGAAAUCUUCGUGUGCAAUCUGCCGUGGCAAGUGGACGACUCGUGGUUGGAGAAGCUGUUCAGCGCGCACGGCGAAGUGGUUGAUGCUAGAGUAGUCUACUAUGAGCGCAGAGGAGGGACCAGGCGUUCAAGGGGUUUUGGUUUUGUCACAAUGGCGACGGAGGAGCAAUCGUACUACGCGAUCAAUUCUCUAAACAAGCAGGUUCUGGAGGGACGUACCCUGCGAGUGAAGGUUUCGAGGGAGAGUCCACAACAAGGCUAUUGA